This is a messenger RNA of Nematolebias whitei (Rio pearlfish), 1307 nucleotides long. RefSeq names its product dnaJ homolog subfamily B member 5. Gene Ontology annotation, biological process: negative regulation of transcription by RNA polymerase II. Bases 156 to 1307 code for a protein of 383 amino acids. Gene Ontology annotation, molecular function: protein-folding chaperone binding. Gene Ontology annotation, cellular component: cytosol. NCBI's taxonomy places the organism in Eukaryota, Metazoa, Chordata, Actinopteri, Cyprinodontiformes, Rivulidae. The record is from RefSeq and is a predicted model, not a curated record. The transcript is spliced from 4 exons.
CUGCGUGGGCCGGCCGAGCGCGCGGCUCGUCAAAAGGAGCUGCGGCGGGCGAGUAUUUAACAGAGCGCCGGCGAGCUCACAGGCACAACGGAGCUACACGAGCAGUUUUAGUUUCAGCACCACAGCGAGCGGACAGCGACAACCUUAAAACAACCAUGGUUCUCAUCUGGACGCAGUUCGGUGUGAAGCAGAAAAACGGCAAUGUCAAGUGCAAGGUGCGGGUUAUGCACAGAGGAGACAGCUCGGGCUCUUCAUCAUCAGCUGAGAGCACUAAGUCCGAGCAGGACAUGCCCUGCCCGUCCAUCAAGCCAGCGGGCAAAGAUUUCUACAAAGUCCUCGGUGUCGCCCCCGAAUCCAAUGAGGACGAAAUCAAGAAGGCUUACAGGAAGAUGGCACUCAAGUUCCACCCGGACAAGAACAGUGACGCGGACGCAGAAGACAAGUUCAAGGAGAUCGCCGAGGCCUACGAGAUCCUGACCGACCCCAAAAAGAGAAGCAUCUACGAUCAGUUUGGAGAGGAAGGUCUUAAAAGUGGAAUCUCAACAAGCCAAAGCAACCUCUUCCGCAACAACUUCCCCAGUGACCCCCACUCCACAUUUUCCUCCUUCUUCCACAACUCUGAUCACUUCGACAUCUUCUUCGGAAGCGACGGCGACAACGAAGACGACCUGUUCAACCCCUUCAGGAAGUUCACCUUCAGCAACCUGGGCGGGUUCGCCGGCUACGAGGCCGGUAUGCGGAAAGGCCAGCAUGGGCAGCAAGCUGACGCUGUGGCGCACGACUUGCCCGUGACCCUGGAUGACGUGAUGCAGGGCUGCACGAAGCAAGUGAAGAUCACCCGCAGUCGCCUCAACCCCGACGGCCGCAGCCUGAGGUCCGAAGAGAAGGUGCUGAACGUGGUGGUGAAGAAAGGCUGGAAAGCAGGAACCAGGAUCACCUUCCCCAGGGAGGGAGACGAGACGCCCAGCGGCAGCCCCGCAGACAUCACCUUCAUCCUCAGGGAUGAAGACCACCCAAACUACAAGAGAGACGGCUCCAACAUCGUAUACGUCGCCCAGAUCACCCUUAAAGAAGCACUCUGCGGCUGUACAGUUAAUGUCCCAACACUUGACAACCGGAUGAUGCCUUUGCCGUGCAACGACGUCAUCAAGCCUGGCGCCAUCCGGCGGCUGAGGGGCGAGGGCCUGCCUUUGCCCAAGAACCCGUCCCAACGAGGCGACUUGGUGGUGGAGUUCCAGGUGCUCUUCCCCGACAGGAUCCCGCCGCAGUCUCGUGAGAUCAUCAAGCACAGCCUGGGCCAGUGCUAG